AAUAAUGGCGGCAACUACAGGGGAUCCUGUACUUUCCAAAUUACAGUUUGCCCCCUUUAACAGUGCCUUGGAUGUUGGAUUCUGGCAUGAGUUGACCCAGAAGAAGCUGAAUGAGUAUCGGUUGGAUGAAGCUCCCAAGGACAUUAAGGGCUAUUACUAUAAUGGUGAUUCUGCUGCGCUGCCAGCUCGUUUAACCCUGGAGUACAGCGCAUUUGACAUGAAUGCUCCCACCCCAGCCCAUUGCUGCCCAGCUGUUGGAACACUAUAUAACACCAAUACACUCGAGUCCUUCAAGACAGCAGAUAAGAAGCUACUCUUGGAGCAAGCCGCAAAUGAGAUAUGGGAAUCAAUAAAAUCGGGCACUGCUCUUGAAAACCCUGUUCUCCUCAACAAGUUCCUCCUCUUGACAUUUGCAGAUCUAAAGAAAUACCACUUCUACUAUUGGUUUUGCUACCCUGCCCUCUGUCUUCCAGAGAGUAUACCUCUCAUUCAAGGACCAGUGAGUUUGCAUCAACGGUUUUCACCAAAACAGGUUCAAGCCCUUGAGCUUGCAUAUGAUGACUUGUGUCACACCGAGGGUGUGACAGCCCUACCAUACUUCUUAAUCAAGUAUGACGAGAGCACGGUGCAGCUUUCCUUGCUGAAACACUACAGUGAUUUCUUCCAAGAUCAAAGGACACAGAUAACAAUCGGUGUAUAUGACCCAUGUAACCUAGUUCAGCACCCUGGAUGGCCUUUGAGGAAUUUUUUGGUCCUAGCAGCCCACAGAUGGAGUAGCCGUUUCCAGUCUGUGGAGGUGCUCUGCUUCCGGGACCGCACACUGCAAGGGAUGAGAGACAUCACCCACAGCAUCGUCUUUGAAGUGAAGCUUCCAGAAAUGGCAUUUAGCCCAGAUUGCCCCAAAGCAGUCGGGUGGGAGAAGAACCAGAAAGGAGGCAUGGGACCAAGGAUGGUGAACCUCAGUGAGUGCAUGGACCCUAAAAGGCUAGCUGAGUCAUCUGUGGAUCUAAAUCUCAAAUUGAUGUGCUGGAGAUUGGUCCCUACUUUGGACUUGGACAAGGUUGUGUCUGUCAAAUGUCUGUUGCUUGGAGCUGGCACCUUGGGUUGUAAUGUAGCUAGAAUACUAAUGGGCUGGGGCGUCAGACACAUCACGUUUGUGGACAAUGCCAAGGUCUCCUACUCCAAUCCUGUGAGGCAACCUCUCUAUGAAUUUGAAGAUUGUCUAGUGGGUGGUAAGGCCAAGGCCCUGGCUGCAGCAGACCGGCUUCAGAAAAUAUUCCCUGGAGUGAAUGCUCAAGGGUUCAAUAUGAGCAUCCCCAUGCCUGGACACCCAGUGAAUUUCUCCAGCAUCACCCUAGAGCAAGCCCGCAAGGAUGUGGAGCAGCUGGAACAACUCAUCGACAGCCAUGAUGUCAUUUUCCUCUUGAUGGACACCAGGGAAAGUCGGUGGCUUCCUACUGUCAUUGCUGCGAGCAAGAGAAAGCUGGUCAUCAAUGCUGCCCUGGGAUUUGACACAUUUGUGGUCAUGAGACAUGGCCUGAAGAAACCUAAGCAGCAGGAAGCUGGGGACUUGUGUCCCAACCACCCUGUGGCAUCUGCCGACCUCCUAGGCUCAUCCCUUUUUGCCAACAUCCCUGGCUACAAACUUGGUUGCUAUUUCUGUAAUGAUGUGGUGGCCCCCGGAGAUUCAACCCGAGACCGGACCUUGGACCAGCAGUGCACUGUGAGCCGCCCCGGUCUGGCCAUGAUUGCAGGAGCCUUGGCAGUGGAAUUGAUGGUUUCUGUUUUGCAGCAUCCAGAAGGGGGCUAUGCCAUUGCCAGCAGUAGUGAUGACCGCAUGAAUGAGCCUCCAACGUCUCUUGGGCUUGUGCCUCACCAGAUCCGGGGAUUUUUGUCACGGUUUGAUAAUGUCCUUCCUGUCAGCCUGGCAUUUGACAAAUGUACAGCUUGUUCUUCCAAAGUUCUUGAUCAAUAUGAACGAGAAGGAUUUAAUUUCCUAGCGAAGGUGUUUAAUUCUGCACAUUCCUUCUUAGAAGACUUAACUGGUCUCACAUUGCUACAUCAAGAAACCCAAGCUGCUGAGGCAGCGGAUUACCUGCUCCCCUCCAGGGCCCUGCCUAUCCCAGCUAGGUCAGCACCCAGCCGCAGUGCCCCCGCCGAGUGA
Chrysochloris asiatica (Cape golden mole) is the source of this 2164-nucleotide messenger RNA. It is a transcript of the gene ATG7, whose product is annotated as autophagy related 7. Gene Ontology annotation, molecular function: Atg8 activating enzyme activity; Atg12 activating enzyme activity. Gene Ontology annotation, cellular component: phagophore assembly site; cytoplasm. Bases 5 to 2164 code for a protein of 719 amino acids. The transcript has 18 exons. Gene Ontology annotation, biological process: autophagosome assembly; cellular response to nitrogen starvation; autophagy of mitochondrion. Lineage: Eukaryota; Metazoa; Chordata; Mammalia; Afrosoricida; Chrysochloridae. The record is from RefSeq and is a predicted model, not a curated record.